AUGGAACCCAAGGGGAAAGAUAGAAACUACCCCGGUGUCAGAGUGUGCGGCGGCACCACGGAGGGAGGAGGCACGCUACAAAUGGAAAGAAAUGAGGCGGAGUGUCUACAAUCCUAUAAUUUUUCGCCACUCAUUUCAUGUUUAAUGAGAUUUGAGUGUACAAUGCAAGAUGGAGAAUACCGAGAUAUUGAACCAAAAGAUAAAAUUAUCAAAAUAUACUCCGAAUUCAUGACGAGAGUUGCUCAAUUUGAAGAGCUCAUGUCCACCGGUUGCACUCUACUCAUCGGCUUUCAGCAAACUCUCGAGUUUCUAAGACAGCCGUCCAUUAACAAGACAUCAAAACUGGUCGAGCGCAUUAUUAAAGCUCACGACUCAAGAAGAAUUUUGUCCUACGUGGAAUCUGGAUAUGUCAACUGUCACAACUGUGUACAAAAUGUGAGCAAGCUGCACAAGUGCCAUCUUGGACUUGAGGAUCAUAUUGAUAGAGCUAAAAUUGUUGUGAAUGAACUCAAAGGCCUUCUGGAUGAUUUGAGUUGCGAUUCGGAUCCUGUUUUUACUUUGAGCGAUGGAGAGAAAAUUACGAAAUUGGAAGUUGCUGAUUUUGCUGCCAUGAUGGCUUUCGUGUACAGUAUGGUGAGACAAGAUUAUGCAAUGCAAGUUCGAAUAGUGUCCUCUUUAAGCUACGAGUCUUUGUUGUCUGGGGAGCUGGAGACGUAUUGCAAGAUCUGGUCUUUAAGGCCGUUUGUGGAUGAUGACAUUAUGCAUAAAGCUUGGGAACUCGUUUCGUGACUGUACGCAUUGCAUGUUUUUGGGAGUGUGUGAAAGUUAAGGUAAGAAUACCGAUGGAUUGUGUGAUUUUUGUUGUUUUGGUACUUAGGAUGGUCUGAGGACACUUGUUUUGGUAAUGCCAUUUGGUCAUCUCUGUUCUGAAACUCUUUAAAAUUAAUCUGGUUUUGGGUUUGUUUCUUUGAUAGAACCUUAGAAUCGUC
Striga asiatica is the source of this 989-nucleotide messenger RNA. The record is from the annotation of a GenBank genome assembly. Lineage: Eukaryota; Viridiplantae; Streptophyta; Magnoliopsida; Lamiales; Orobanchaceae.